AUGAGGUUUUUCCUCCACUCAAAGAAGGGAAUUGUAAACCUACUAGGAAGUUUGAAAGCAAAACCCUCCAAAACCAUCUUACUCCCCAAUUUGCUACCAACGAAGUCCAAUCGCAAACCAUGGCCGCUGGUGGUGGUGAAGAAAAGGAAAAACAACGAGGAAUGGGCAAUCAAGAAAAAGCUGCAGUUACAGGAACGGGCCAAACGCCGUAGACCCGACAGCUCUUUCAUGAUGAAGCCCGAGCAAUUUAUUCGCGAGUAUCGAGACAAGAUGAAGAGUAGGGUCAUUCGAAAAAGAUGGGCAUCGGCCAUGGCACAAUCUAAGCUUCUAUUUGUCAUACGCAUUGGGGGUCAGCUGAAAUUUCACAUAUUAUUCUGCUGCAGAAUAUUGCGAUUUGAUGAUCUUGUGAGCUAUCCCAAUUUCAAGAGUGUGAAGGACUUGAUUUACAAGAAAGGUGUUAUCAAAGAUGGGAAGGAGAGGGUUCCUUUAACUGACAAUAACAUUGUUGAGCAGAAACUAGUCCAGCAUGACAUAAUAUGCAUAGAAGACAUUGUAAAAGAGUUGGUGACAAAUUUUUUAUGCCCCUUUAUGCUGAACAAUCCUGAAAAAGCCUUGCACAGUAAGAAGAAACGGUUUGAAGAUGGAGGGGAUUCGGGGGAUCGUGUGGAUCAUAUAAAUGAAUUGCUCAGCAAGAUGAAUUAG
Striga asiatica is the source of this 702-nucleotide messenger RNA. Lineage: Eukaryota; Viridiplantae; Streptophyta; Magnoliopsida; Lamiales; Orobanchaceae. The record is from the annotation of a GenBank genome assembly.